Molecule: messenger RNA, 2892 nt
Organism: Phytophthora nicotianae INRA-310
Lineage: Eukaryota; Oomycota; Peronosporomycetes; Peronosporales; Peronosporaceae
Exons: 1
Coding region: 1-2892 (963 amino acids)
Source: RefSeq, a predicted model, not a curated record
AUGAGCGUAUCCAACACCCACGAUGCCUCUCAGUCUCGAGCUCCUCUUCCACAAGAUUCUCGCGACCGACUAAUGCAUCUCCUCAACCGCCAAAUAUCAUACAGAGCAUGCGUCGCCAUCUUUUUGUUUCUCGGCUCCGUGGCGUUUAUCACCCCGUUCAAGGAAUAUUACCUUGGCAACUACGUGACAGAUCCGUUCGAUGAAAUUCGAGAUGAAGUUGUAGCCCGAAAACUCAACCAAAUGGGCGUCGUUAUCAGUGGAGCGCACUAUUACGACACUUUUGAGCGCGAAUUGAUCCCACUUUUUGACUUAAACAGCAAAGAAGAGCUCAAUCACUCAACUGCAGAGACACUAGGAUUGAUGGACUUCCUUGUACGAGCCAACGUACGCCGAGACGAUCUACUAUCUGGUUUACCAGCUGAAGUACUAUCUCAACCAGUAAACCUCAUGGUUGACGUCCUAGCGCCGUUGUGUACAGAUUCUGGGUGGGAAACAGACGCUCAGCUCUUGUUUGGCAACUAUUUUCCAGCUAUUCGUCAUGAAUUUUGUCGAGAUUUUUACGAAUUGUUUCCAAGAGACCGAUUUUUCAACCAUAACACGAAAGCGCCAGUAGAUAAAAAUCUAGCGAACACUGGAAAUGCUAGCCUGGGUCUCAUCGCAGUAGUAAACAUGUCAGAAGUCUACCUACGCCACUUUAACGACGAAAACGUUGUUCGGAAGAUCAUGAAAAAUGUGCAAGAAGGUUACAUGGAGUUGGAGCUUUCUGGAUACACCGACGAAGCGGCUGAUGCAAUUGUGGAUCGGUAUAGUAAAGGGAUCUCCGUAGCCGACGUUGUCGCUUUGUUACCAGCUUCGUUUGAUGCUGAUCACGUGGCGUUAGUUGAUGUUCUUGGUGUCAGUGCGUUGCUCAAAUAUUAUCUCGAGUCACAAGAGUUGACAAUGGGGAAAAAUGUGAAUGGAGAAGCUGCGAUCUCGGCUGAAGUAACCCACGCGACUACUUCGUAUUUUACAUCGGAUUUUCUGUCUAGUACAGUCGGAAUGAGCUACGUGUCGACUACACACCUCGCCUUGUUCUGGGAGUGUUCAAUUCAGCACACAUCGAUGGUCAAGACGAUCACAGUUGACGAUGUGGAUGCGACUGCGCUAAAACAAUGUGGGAGCGACAUGGGUAGACAUCUUCCGACUUUUAUUGUAAAUCUCAUGUUUCUUUUUCAACCUAAGGAGCGAGACUACACUACUCUGGACAAUACGACAGUCUACACAUUGGGUCGAAGGCGCGAGUCUGAUUCCGACUAUAAAGCUCUAGAAGUCCCUGAAAUUCUUGACGAUUCUGCGAUCUUUUCUAUUGACGGAUCGAGUUGGUCUAAGGCGAAAAAGAAUAUUUCGUCAACUAAAGAAAUCUCAACAACUCCGUAUGGGUAUUUGUAUACACCUGACUGUAAACGGUUAGUCACUCAAGCGUUAAGUCAGAGCGGACGUAAUGUACAGAAGUAUCAAGCCUAUCUAGGAGAUGGUCUGGGUAAUUGUGCAUUCCGAGAUUCACAAGAAACAGAUCUACAAACUCUAUGCAGAUUAUUUAUGACAUCGGACGAAGUUUUAUUCCGUGAUCUGGAUGGAAAUCUGGUAACAAUUCCUGCUUGUGCGUCAUUAAUGGACACUUCUGUAAGUGAAGAGGACCAGAUUCUUCAGCAAGAAAAUCUACGACAGAUUGAGUGGUUUAUGAUCGAUACAACGACUUUAACUAGACGAAUCCGUAUCAUCGAUAACACCAGUCGACAAAUACGGACAUUCCUGUUGAUGCUGAACUUCAUCGGCGCCUCUCAUUAUGCUCUUCAGUAUAUCUACAUCCUCAAGAGUAUCUGGGUUUUCAUCACCAAUAGUGUCCUACAACCUGCUGCAGAGGAACGAACACGUCUUGCUAGUAUGGAAAGUAUGCACUACAAGCCAUCUCCUGUCGUUCGACUCGGUAUCCUGGAGCUAUUGAUGUGUGAUCCAGCCGAUGGAGCACUAGAACAUCCACUUACGAUGGUACUAAUGUAUCUAGGCGCAAUUGGAUCUUUGAGCAACAUCUUCAGACCAGAAUGUACCGCCAAUCUGUCGAAUACAGGAGCUGGUAUAGUGAUUCACUGUGUACCUGCUAUCCCCGUUAGUAACUGGAAUUUGGUACUAACGACACUCAGCAGUAGUUACUGGGUCAUCCGUGUGACGUUGCAGUCUCAAUCACUGGCGAUGCGUCUGGAUCACGUAGUUCGAGACAAUUUUAUCCGCUUCUGGUUCACUAACGCAUGUGCAGUACUUGUUAUCCACUUUACAUGCAAGGGGCUUGCUGAUGUUGUGUUUAAAAACGUCGAAUUGAGCUCAGAUCCGCAUAUAUACGCGAUUUUAGGAGGUCUGGGCAUGGCCUUGGCUAUUUCAUUUGGAUUUAUCCUCGUUCAUUUAGCUGGGACAGACCAAGAGCGGUUAACCGCUUUUGUCCAACAAAAAUCUACGAGGACAUUAUGGAAAGCAGCAAAGGACAGAGCAGCAAGUUACCGUGCGUUCGUGGCCAAAUGGAGCACGAAAGACCUCGACUCGGUGCUGUAUCACUGUGCGUCGCCGCAAAUUGCACGUCAGUUGCAGAUUUCCAGCCUACCAGAGGCAACAGAGCAUCAGGCCAGAAAACAAGGCAGACCGUCUGAGGACAGCCAACAUUCAUCACUUCGAAUCAACGACUUUGUCGCUGUACACUGCGCCGGUGGGGCACAUUUACACUUGCAAAGUGUCAAAUGGUAUCUGACAUCCGAUGGAAGUGGUGGGGUCACAACGGUUGAACCGCCAGUAAGACACCCUCGGGUGUACACUGUAGACAACAAUCCCACAGACUGCAGCAAGGACGCACCAAGGCAAGAAUAA